Macrosteles quadrilineatus (aster leafhopper) is the source of this 891-nucleotide messenger RNA. RefSeq lists its product as uncharacterized. The coding region runs from base 1 to 891 and encodes 296 amino acids. The record is from RefSeq and is a predicted model, not a curated record. Gene Ontology annotation, molecular function: nucleic acid binding. The transcript has a single exon. Gene Ontology annotation, biological process: DNA integration. NCBI's taxonomy places the organism in Eukaryota, Metazoa, Arthropoda, Insecta, Hemiptera, Cicadellidae.
AUGUGUGUUGAUGCAAAAUCUAAAUGGGCGGAGGUGAAAAUCAUCAAAGACUCACCUACUAGUGCAAACACAAUUAAUCUUUUAGAAGGAAUUUUCUCAUGUCAUGGAUAUCCUCAAGUACUCGUUUCAGAUAAUGCUACCAUUUUCAAAAGUGAUAUUUUUCAAAAUUACUGCAAAACAAACGGUAUUUUCCAGAAAUUCGUCGCUCCAGGGCAUCCGGCAACAAACGGUUUAGCCGAGAGAUCAAUCCAAACACUAGAGAAUCGCCUGAAAGCAGUCUCAACUGACCAAACUCCAAUCCAAACCAAAAUUCAAAAUAUUUUACAAAGGUACAGAGCAACACCGCUAGCUUGUGGUCAGUCCCCGGUGGAACUCUACCUGCACAGAAAAAUAAGGAUAAGACUAAAUGCCAUUUUCCCGUACAAACCUCAACCUUCAACUACACAGUCUUCACCUGCACGUUCACUAUAUGUGGGGGAGAGGGUACAGGUCAAACUUUUCAUCAAUAAUAAAAACAUAUGGCAGUUUGGUCAAGUAAAGAAGAGGCUUGGGAAAAGACACUAUCUCGUAGUUCUCGACUCAUCUGAUAGAAUCCUGAAGAGGCACAUCAAUCAACUACGCCCAACGCUGGUACAGAGUCCAAAAACGAAAAAUGUUACAUUCGGACCAAUGCAGUUGUUUGAUGUUCCCAGAAUUCCAAGACGACCAGAAAUACAUAGGAAUCCAGAUCCAGUUGCAGCUCCAGAACCAAGGCAACCAGAAGAACAAUCUCCAGCAGAAAGAGCUCAAGCUGAGAAUGUCAUACCACAUCGUGAGCAAGCUGAUAAUACCAACGCCAGACCACAGCGUAAGCGUCACAUUCCCUCAAGAUUUAGAGACUACCAGAUUUGA